Messenger RNA from Coniophora puteana RWD-64-598 SS2, 1141 nucleotides. RefSeq names its product NAD(P)-binding protein. Lineage: Eukaryota; Fungi; Basidiomycota; Agaricomycetes; Boletales; Coniophoraceae. The coding region runs from base 188 to 1060 and encodes 290 amino acids. The record is from RefSeq and is a predicted model, not a curated record. The transcript is spliced from 5 exons.
CAUUAACAUGGAAAGACGCGUCCCUCGAUCCAUGAUUCCAGAUCCUGACAGGUUCUAGUGCCCUUCGUUUGACAGCUGUGCUCUAGCCGUACCCCUUUUGGCCUCUGUUGUCCUUAACGCAACCUCGUGAAACUUGUCCUCAAUCAGCACGACUCAACUCUGCGCAACCAUCAAACAACCAUACACCAUGAGCAAUACAUUCAAGUCGUUCGCGAUUAUAGGAGCUGGAGGAUACCUGGGAAGGCCCAUAUAUGAGAGUCUUCUCGCCAGCAGUGCUUCCAAGGUUGUCGUUCUGAGCCGGCCUGACUCCGACAAGACGUUCGCCUCCCACCCGAAGCAGGUGGUAGAGAAAGUGAAGUUGGAUGAUGUCGAUGCCGUUGCGGCCGUUCUGAAGAAACAUGGCGUUGAAGUGCUCGUUUCGGCGAUUGCGAUCGUAGGAUUUGGGACCCAAACCGCCUUGGCUGACGCUGCAAAACGGGCGGACGUCCAGUUGUUCGUUCCUUCCGAGUUCGGCAUACCUUCGGAAGGCGCACAGGGGUUGCUGGGGAGCAAGGCCAAAGUUUGCGACUACGCAAAGUCCAUUGGGCUUCCUUUCCUGCGCCUUUACACGGGGCUUUUCAUGGAGUCCAUCCCUUCGGCGGGUUCAGUAGAGACAGGGAAGUUCGUGUAUCUCGAGCGAGGCACCGCUCCCCUUUCGGUGACUUCGAUCAUCGACAUUGGCGGUUUCUUGGCACAUGUGCUCACUACCCUCACGCCCGCGGAGCUGCAAGGCGUUACCUUCCGCAUCGAAGGCGAACGGACCUCAUUUGCUGAGCUCGCCGCUCUCUACCACGAAGUCAAAGGACUGCCUGCUGAGUCCCUUGGCGUGGACAGGUUCCGCGCGGAAGUGCCCAAGGCUGACUUCAAGGUGCCCUUGGCGAGCGUCGUCAACGAGGGCAAGGGUGUUAUAACCUACUGUCACGUCCAGGGUAAGGAUCUCGGACAAGGGGUGAUUUCGAAUGGUCUCUGGGAGGGACACAGCUGGAAGUCCGCUAGGGAGGUCAUUCGCGAAUUGAAGUAACGUCGUUCUCUGACUGUCAAAUAUAUUGUACUAUUAGAUACUCACUUCGAGUCUGAAAUUUUAAGCAGCACGUUAAGGCGC